Messenger RNA from Zea mays, 1051 nucleotides. RefSeq lists its product as uncharacterized. Gene Ontology annotation, cellular component: nucleus. The record is from RefSeq and is marked validated. NCBI's taxonomy places the organism in Eukaryota, Viridiplantae, Streptophyta, Magnoliopsida, Poales, Poaceae. Gene Ontology annotation, molecular function: sequence-specific DNA binding; DNA-binding transcription factor activity.
AAUCCAUUAUAAAUCUACCUGGGGCUGGGGUGUCCCUCUCCCCCGUCACCUCAAAAACCUCUCCAACCCCACCGGUCCACCACCGCCAGCCACCUCUCCCUCGCUCUCACUCAGGUCCCCCGCAACACGACGAGAGGCAGCAGGACCGGAAGGCGCCAUGGCCACCACCCGCGACGUCUCCGCCGCCUCCGCGGCCGCCAUGUUCCACGUGUACCAGCCCAUGCCGAUGCCAUCCACGGCGGCGGCCCCCGCGAAGGCGGGCAAGAAGGAGGGCGGCAAGGACCGGCACAGCAAGGUGAACGGGCGCGGGCGGCGCGUGCGGAUGCCGAUCGUGUGCGCGGCGCGCGUGUUCCAGCUGACCCGCGAGCUGGGGCUCAAGUCGGACGGGCAGACCAUCGAGUGGCUGCUCCGCCAGGCCGAGCCCUCCAUCGUGGCCGCCACGGGCUCCGGCACCACCCCGGCCGUCUUCGUCUCCUCCUCCGCGCCGUCCACGUCCUCCUCCUCCCACUCCCACUACCAGCAGCAGCAGCAGCAGCAGCAGGCCACCGUCGUCGUCCUGGGCAAGCGCCCGCGCGAGGAGGGCGGCGACGCCGCGGCGGCGUCCGUGCCGGCGUUCUGGGCGGCGGCGCCGCGGACGACGGCAGCAGCGGACGCCAGCUGGGGCUUCUCGCCGCUGGAGGCCCAGCAGGCGGCGGCGGGGUACGUGCCCAUGGCACAGGCGCAGCAGCAGCAGCACCACCACCACCACCUCAACCUGCUCGCCGCGCUCUCCGGUGCCGCGAGGCGCGCCGAGGCGGCGGAGGAGACCCGAUGACUGCUAGCCUAGUAGCUACAUGCAUCCGCCACUCGCGCGCAUGCAUUGGUCCUUUGUUGUCCGUGUGCUCGCUCUUGGCAGCGUAAACGUUCUUGAUUUUUGUUUGUGUGUGUGCCCUUGUGAUCUUGGCUCGUUAGCUAGAGUAAUCCAGACUUGUUUUGACACACGGGUGAUGAUAAUGCAUGCGCAAGGAUCGAUCCAUGGCAUCUGAGAAAUUAACGUUCAGAUGUGCAAUCA